ACGGUCCUUAUCUAGAUCAUGUCUUGAUGUAUUGGAAAGCUUACCAAGAGAAUCCAGAUCAUAUUUUGUUCCUCAAGUAUGAGACGAUGAGAGCUGAUCCAUUGCCGUAUGUGAAGAGAUUGGCUCAGUUUAUGGGCUAUGGAUUCACAGCUGAGGAAGAGAAGAAAGGUGUUGUUGAGAAAGUUGUGAAUGUUUGCAGUUUCGAGACGUUGAAGAAUCUUGAAGUCAAUGAAGGGGAGAAGAUCAGAGACGACAUCCCUCGGGUUGUAUAUCCGAAUAGCGCGUAUUUUAGAAAGGGAAAGGUCGGAGAUUGGCAAAACUACCUGACUCAAGAGAUGGCAGCUCGAAUCGAUGGGUUGAUGCAAGAGAAGUUCAAAUGUUCUGGUUUGCUUGAACAUGAUAUAUGACCUGUUGGUUAAUCGAUCUGGCCAUGACUCAUCCGGAUAUGCUUAGUGUCACAGCACACGCUUGUAUUGAGUUCUAAAUUGGAAGAAUAAAUCUAGCUUUAUUUA
Camelina sativa (false flax) is the source of this 512-nucleotide messenger RNA. NCBI's taxonomy places the organism in Eukaryota, Viridiplantae, Streptophyta, Magnoliopsida, Brassicales, Brassicaceae. The record is from RefSeq and is a predicted model, not a curated record.